Tigriopus californicus is the source of this 671-nucleotide messenger RNA. RefSeq lists its product as uncharacterized. NCBI's taxonomy places the organism in Eukaryota, Metazoa, Arthropoda, Copepoda, Harpacticoida, Harpacticidae. The record is from RefSeq and is a predicted model, not a curated record.
UUUGAAGAUCAAGUAGUCAUGGUGUACUUCUUAAAGGAUUUGCGGUGAAUCUGUUAAACUUGUUCAUGCUAAGGUUGAGCAUCACUGUUGAGAGCUACCAAUCUGAAUUUGUUUCAUCCCCAUGGCAUUAAAGUCAACCUACGUUUGUUUUGGGUCUUUGUAGUCUUUUGGUUCAGUGGGGGCAAGUAUUACAUCCUUUGAAGGGCAAGUGGCGCAACAAGUAAUGGAGGCUUCCUUCAAUUUAAUGGCUUUCAGCAGUUUGGGCAGAGGCCACCUCCGUUCAGCACCAAUUUCCAACAACCCCAACAAUUUCCACCAACACAGCAGUUCAAUAACCAAUUUCAACAACCCCAACAACAGCCGAUCCAAACCCAAUUCCAACGGCCCCAGUUUCAACAAACUCAACCGUUUCAACCCCAGUUUCAAUCCCAGUUUCAACCCCAGUUUCAACCCCAGUUUCAGCAAUCUCAGUCAUUCCAACAAAACCCAUUCCAACAAACUGGACAGGCUCAGCCUCAGUUCCAAUCGCCCCAACAAGCAUUUUCCCAAUUCCAGACACCCCAGUUCCAACAAACGCAAUUUCGGCCACCCCAACAAUUCCAAACGUCACAGCAAUUUCAGCAAACACCAUUUCGACCCUCCCAGCAAUUUCAACAAACAAGCUUCCAGCA